GUCCCUGGGCUUGGCGAAUUCUGCCGAGAGCGAGCAGGCAGAGGACUCGCCAAAGCUUCCAGCUGGCCUCCUGGAAGAAGGUCACUUUCUUUUGGGCAAAGGGUUUAAUGGGAGGUAACCCUGCCAGUGUUCGCCAAGCGGCCCGGGUGGCAGGAGCCACGGGUGCUCCGGGCGGGUUGUGGCACCUGGGGCCGGGUGGCUCGCCCUAAGCUUGCUUUGACAAAGGAGUUUUGAGUUGGUCUUUUGGCUGAGCUUGCCAGGGAAGGCAGGCUCCUGCAGGAGUCUUGGAGGGUCCGUGCGGCGCCGGAUGAGGCUGAGGCGUGGCUGAAGAUGCGUUUGGCUCUGCAGACACUGCAUCGAGCAGCAGGGGACUCUGGGAGGCUGGUGCAGCCAGAAGGCAUGGCUCUUGACAGCCUUCUAGUAGAGUCUCUGGAAUUGUGCAUGUUCCCCCCUCCUCCAGCCAGUCUGUGCAGACUUGUUGCUUGCUGUGUCAUCGGGAACGCAAAGGCUGGGAAGAAGGCCCUUCCCAAAACGGACUGGUGUUGCAGGGUGAGAAGUUGCCCCCUGACUUCAUGCCAAAGCUCGUCAAGAAUCUCCUAGGAGAGAUGCCUCUAUGGGUCUGCCAGAGUUGCCGAAGGAGCAUGGAGGAAGAUGAAAGGCAGACAGGUCGAGAGCAUGCAGUGGCGAUAUCCUUGUCACACACAUCCUGCAAAUCACAGUCUUGUGGGGGUGACUCUCAUUCCUCUUCGUCAUCCUCUUCGUCAUCCUCAUCCUCGUCCUCAUCCUGCCAUGGAAACUCAGGGGACUGGGAUCCCAGCUCGUUCCUGUCAGCACAUAAGCUCUCGGGCCUCUGGAACUCCCCACACUCCAGCGGGACUGUUCCAGGCAGCUCACUUGGGAGUCCUCCUUCCAUCCCCGGUGAGGUUUUCCCCAUCUCGGAGCACCGCCGGCACUCAGACCUCACUGCUCCACCCAACAGCCCCACUGGCCACCAUCCACAGCCAGUGUCACUGAUCCCAUCUCACUCUGGAUCCUUUGGUUCACCAUCCCACCCACACCUGCUGCCCACCACCCCCUCAGCACCAUUCCCUGCGCAGGUUUCAGAAUGCCCUGUUGCUGCUGCUGCCGCCCCACACACCCCAGGGGCAUGUCAGAGCCCCCACCUGCCUUCCACCAGCAUGCCGCUCCUGAAGAUGCCUCCUUCUUUCUCGGGGUGCAGCCACCCCUGUAGUGGGCACUGCAGUGGGCCUCUGCUCCCACCACCAGGCUCACAGCAGCUUCUUAACACUCACAGAGACUCCGGGUGCAAGGGGCACAAGUUUACACAUAGUGGCCUGGCCUGCCAACUGCCCCAGCCCUGCGAGGCAGAUGAGGGGCUAGGCGAAGAAGAGGACAGCAGCUCAGAGCGUAGCUCCUGCACCUCGUCCUCCACACACCAGAGAGAUGGGAAGUUCUGUGACUGCUGCUACUGUGAGUUCUUCGGCCACAAUGCGCCACCCGCUGCCCCGACGAGUCGGAAUUAUACCGAGAUCCGAGAGAAGCUCCGUUCAAGGCUGACCAGGCGGAAAGAGGAGCUGCCCAUGAAGGGGGGCGCCCUGGGCGGGAUCCCUGGGGAGCCCGCCGUGGACCACCGAGAUGUGGAUGAGCUGCUGGAAUUCAUCAACAGCACGGAGCCCAAAGUCCCCAACAGCGCCAGGGCCGCCAAGCGGGCCCGGCACAAGCUGAAAAAGAAGGAAAAGGAGAAAGCCCAGUUGGCAGCAGAAUCUCUAAAGCAGGUGAAUCGUGGUGUUUCUGGAAGCCAGGAGCUGAGGCCUGCCAGGGAGAGGUUUUUGGAGUGGCCUGACCAGGAGCUGGAUCGGGUCAACAGCUUCCUGAGCAGCCGUCUGCAGGAGAUCAAGAACACUGUCAAGGACUCCAUCCGUGCCAGCUUCAGUGUGUGUGAGCUCAGUAUGGACAGCAAUGGCUUCUCUAAGGAAAGGGCUGCUGAGCCUGAGACCCAGAGUCUACCCGCCUUGAACCUCAAUGGCUCCUCAGGGCACCGGCCUGACGUCAACCUUGACCUGUCCCCUUUGACUUUGGGCUCCCCUCAGAACCACACGUUACAAGCUCCAAGCGAGUCAGCCCCACCAUGGGCAGAAAUGAGAGGCCCCCAACCACUGUGGACAGAGGUGAGGGGCCCUCCUCCUGGUAUCAUCCCAGAGAAUGGGCUAGUGAGGAGACUCAACACCGUGCCCAACCUGUCCCGGGUGAUCUGGGUCAAAACACCCAAGCCAGGCAACACCAGCUCUGAGGAGCCAAACCCAAAGGAAGUCCCUAGUGGCAAGCAGGAGCUACCUGAGCCUAUGGCCUCAGGUGGGAAGCCGCGGAAAGGCAAGAGACAGGGUGGUCAGGCUAAGAAGAGUGAGGCAACUCCAGCCCCCAGGUCCUCAGCCAGCCUGGAGGCUCCCGGUGCUAAGGGCCAGACCUCCAGCCCCAAGCAGCCAGGCAAGACCCUGGAACCUCCCAAAGUGGGCUGCUGUGCUGAGGCCGGAGAGGGGAGCCCGGGAAACCGGCCAGAACCAGGCUGGGCUAGCAGCCCAAAAGCCGACAAGGAAAAGGGCAGCUCUUGGCGAAACUGGCCAGGUGAGGCCAAGGCACGGCCUCUGCAACAGGAGUUUGUGCAGCCCUCAGGCCCAGCAAGGCCACAGAGCUUGCCGCAGGGCAAGGGCCGCAGCCGCCGGAGCCGCAACAAGCAGGAAAAGUCGGCCUCCUCCUUGGACGAUGUGUUCCUGCCCAAGGACAUGGAUGGGGUGGAGAUGGAUGAGACUGACCGGGAGGUGGAAUACUUCAAGAGAUUCUGUUUGGAUUCUGCAAAGCAAACACGUCAGAAAGUUGCUGUGAACUGGACCAACUUCAGCCUCAAGAAAACCACUCCUAGCACAGCUCAGUGAGCCCCUGUGGGUCCAGCUUCUUCAGGUGUCCUGAGACCCCCAACUGCCAGCUGAAGGUCUACAGUUUCUUCUUCCUCCAUAUCCCCACCCACCUGCCCAAGACCCUCCUUGCUUCCUGCCAUCCUGGACCAACCAAAAGCUGAGCGGAUGCCCUGCCGGGCUGGGGCCCCUCAGGACCUCCACAGAGCCGCCUCCUGGUGCUAUGCAGCCUCCACACUCAGAGCCCGGGGGCUGGGCUGGGCUGGCCUGUGGGCCAGGGGCUGAUGGUACUGCUGGCCCAACACUGCUCUUUUUGUGUUUGGUUUUUUUUGUUUUUGUUUGUUUGUUGUUGUUUUUUAAUUCUUUACUUUUGAUACUGUGAAGAUCUUUCCUGCCGAAAGAUAAAGCAACUUUUGGACACAGA
Molecule: messenger RNA, 3333 nt
Organism: Myotis daubentonii (Daubenton's bat)
Lineage: Eukaryota; Metazoa; Chordata; Mammalia; Chiroptera; Vespertilionidae
Gene: FAM193B
Product: family with sequence similarity 193 member B
Cellular component (GO): nucleus; cytoplasm
Source: RefSeq, a predicted model, not a curated record